AUGGCGGGUACGCGGUUGCAGAUCGUGGGCGCCUUUGUGCUCUUCACGCUGCUGGCAGCGCCUGUGGCGUGGCAUCUAACGCAGGUGGAGCGCGUGGAUCUCCCUGUAGACCGCAUCCAGCAGCUGUCGUGGGCGGCGUCGCGCUUUGGCGGACCGGACAAUUUCCAUGUAAACAUCUACAGUUUAAGCUCAGUGUCUUCGCCUGCGCCGCCUUCCAGCGCCUCCAACGUCGCGUACGUGACGCACAACUUACAACUAAACGCAAAGCAGCAGAAAGCGCUACAGACUGCGAUGACAUCAGGACUACAGGCGACGGACGACGUGUUGGAGACGCUGAUGACGGAUCACACGCGCUUUAGCGUUUUCCUGCUUUGUGACGAGAACGCGGCGGCUUCUACCCCAGUUCUGACAGUCGGAAAGUAUCACCACGCGUGGUCGUCGCAGUGUGAAGUAAAUAAAGGGGAUGCAGUUCAUUCUGCCAUUGAAAAAUUAGUGCACAUGCACGUGUACCCCCAAACAGACCAGAAGAAUGUGAAGCCGAAUAUCGAGUCAAAGAUAGCGCGGAGGGCGCUGCAUUAUCGGCUGCAGUUUUCCUUAUUGAAGGAGAACCCUACGACACCGUGGAACGAAGAUCUACGGGCGCUAGUGGACCAAUAUCUGAGUAGGUUCGUCCACAAGGUUGGAGCACUAGCCAACUUUACUGUGGAGACGCAGGUGGUUCAGUAUGCGAGAUUGGCGAAGGAGGUGACGGCCAGUGCAGACGGAACGGAAUUCUUCAUUAAUGCUGAUGAUCUUAAGCAUGUAAGUGGAUUUUCGGUAUCGUAG
Phytophthora nicotianae INRA-310 is the source of this 825-nucleotide messenger RNA. RefSeq lists its product as hypothetical. NCBI's taxonomy places the organism in Eukaryota, Oomycota, Peronosporomycetes, Peronosporales, Peronosporaceae. The record is from RefSeq and is a predicted model, not a curated record. The coding region runs from base 1 to 825 and encodes 274 amino acids. Gene Ontology annotation, cellular component: GPI-anchor transamidase complex. Gene Ontology annotation, biological process: attachment of GPI anchor to protein. The transcript has a single exon.